Mugil cephalus (flathead mullet) is the source of this 1550-nucleotide messenger RNA. It is a transcript of the gene 42sp43, whose product is annotated as P43 5S RNA-binding protein-like. The transcript is spliced from 9 exons. Bases 155 to 1264 code for a protein of 369 amino acids. Lineage: Eukaryota; Metazoa; Chordata; Actinopteri; Mugiliformes; Mugilidae. Gene Ontology annotation, cellular component: nucleus. The record is from RefSeq and is a predicted model, not a curated record.
AGUUUAGCGAAGUCUGACUCACCGCCUGUGACCCGACGCUUCCAAUGAACAAUUAAGCGCUUUCAGGAGGCUAUAAGAAGGGCUGACAAAAGCGGCGCCCUUCCCAUUACAUGUUUGCUUUGGAGAAGCGUUCCGGACAGCUGUUGGAGGAAAAAUGAAUAGUGUGCACGGUGGGAAACCUGUGCGGCCGCUGUUAAAAUGCACCCACGCUGAGUGUGGAGCAACUUUCAACAGGCAGAGGAAGCUGAAAGAGCAUGAGACUGUGCACACCGGGGCGCGUCCAUGUUUGUGCACAAUUGCUGGAUGUGGCAGUCGUUUCUCGAGAACAUCCCACCUGAAGCGCCACAUGCUCCAGCACAGAGGAGUCAAGCAGUUCAAAUGCAAGUUUGCCAACUGCGCAAAGGCUUUCUUCGACACAGGGAAACUGAAGAGACAUGUGCGCUACGUUCAUGGAGACAAAAAUAAGUAUUUUAAGUGUAACCAGCCUAAAUGCUCCUCGACUUUCAAAAAGCGCAGGCUGUUUAAGCUGCACUUGAAGGAGCAUGAAGUGCCUGUUAAGAUCAAGUGUUCCAAGGAUGGAUGUUCUGCCACGUUCGACUCCCACAUCACCCGCAAAGCCCAUGAGAAAAAACACACAGGUUACCGCUGCCCUCUUCCUAACUGCCAGGGACAUGAAUACACCUGGGGGAAACUUCAGAAGCACAAGGCCAAACAUCCAGCUACCUUUACAUGCCAAAUGUGCAAGAAGGUGUUUAAGAAAGUGGACGCUCUGCGGAGGCACAAACGGAUCCAUGCGUCCCAUAAGCCUGUGCUGGUCUGUCCCAGGGAAGACUGCCAAGCCUACUUCUCUACAACCUUCAACCUGCAGCAUCACAUUCGCAAAGAGCACCUGCAGCUUCUCAAAUACAAAUGCUCCUUCCCUGACUGUCCACGCAUGUUCGCUAUGCGGGAGAGUAUGACCAGACAUCUGCUUCGCCAUGACCCAUGCGCCACCACUCUGAAAAAACGUCGGCGCCCUAAGAAGUCCUGGCAGAGGCGUUUGAAUGGACAUCAUCUGCCCCUCGUGGAGGAAAACCUGGGUCGCCUCUUUGCCCUGCGCAUGAGAAUCUCCAGACGUGCCAAAGUAGAAACCAACCUCUCAGGGCUCUUCAGUGAACGCAAGAUCCCUCACUAUGUUGACCCCGAAGUCAACCUCCGCAACCUGUUUAACAUCAAACCCCCUCGGGCUUUGGAGAAGCCGGCGGUUGCACCUGUUGAAGGUUGAAUGAAAUUGCAUCAGAUCAAGCUGUGAUUUGAGUGUGACGCCUUGGACUGUUUUAUUUAACGUUAAAGAAAUAUGAAAUUGGGUCGUUUUUUUUUUGGUUUUAAUGUAGCCGACAUACAUUGAUGUAUUUAAAUUUCAAAUUAAUUAUUUGAAUGUGACUUGACAGAAUAUGUCAAGCUUGAGGAACUCAAAGUAACUGCUCUGAAAAAGUCUUAACUGAAAUGCUUAUGUUGUGUAAAAGGUGUAAAAGACUUUGUUGACCCAAUAAAAUGAGUUGUAUUUUGAA